Molecule: messenger RNA, 4885 nt
Organism: Pseudopipra pipra
Lineage: Eukaryota; Metazoa; Chordata; Aves; Passeriformes; Pipridae
Gene: REEP3
Product: receptor accessory protein 3
Exons: 10
Coding region: 62-985 (307 amino acids)
Cellular component (GO): cytoplasmic microtubule; endoplasmic reticulum membrane
Molecular function (GO): microtubule binding
Source: RefSeq, a predicted model, not a curated record
CGGGGUCGGGCCGCGGCCAUUGCGGCCCGGGCGGCUGUGGGGACGUGCUGUUGCCGCCGCGAUGGUGUCCUGGAUGAUCUCCCGGGCGGUCGUGCUGGUGUUUGGGAUGCUGUAUCCUGCAUAUUACUCAUACAAAGCUGUGAAGACAAAAAAUGUGAAGGAAUAUGUUCGCUGGAUGAUGUAUUGGAUUGUGUUUGCUCUGUACACAGUCACUGAAACAAUAACAGACCUAACAGUCUCUUGGUUUCCACUGUACUAUGAACUGAAGAUAGCUUUCGUUAUCUGGCUCCUUUCCCCAUAUACCAGAGGGGCAAGUUUAAUCUACAGAAAAUUUCUCCACCCGCUGCUUUCUUCUAAAGAAAGGGAGAUUGAUGAGUACAUCGUGCAAGCCAAAGAAAGAGGCUAUGAGACCAUGGUGAAUUUUGGAAGGCAAGGGUUGAAUUUGGCAGCAACUGCUGCAGUGACAGCAGCUGUAAAGGAUUUCUGGCUUUUCUGCUGUUUUUCUCCAAUCAACUUGAGUGUGCUGGUUUACCAUCUGCAAACAGUUGUCAUCAGAGUGGGAACAAAUGGCUGUGGCCAGUGGUGCAAGAACUGCCUUGUGCUGUUGCAGAGAAAGAGCCAAGGUGCAAUAACUGAGAAGCUGAGGAGUUUCAGUAUGCACGACCUGACCACUAUACAAGGAGAUGAGCCUGUGGGGCAGCCCUAUCAGACCUUACCAGAAGCAAAAAAGAAAACCAGAGCCUCUACAAGUGAAUCUUCAGAAAAAAUUUUUUUAAAAGGUUACAAAACACCACUGGAAAAAAAUGCUGGAGAGGAUAAAACAGAUGAGGAGAUGGAGGGGACACAUUCAGAGGAUGAAAUGUUUGCUCAGAGAGGCCUUCGAAGAACUCAGAGCAUGAAAUCUGUGAAAACUAAAGGCCGUAAAGAGAUACGAUAUGGAUCCCUGAAAUACAGAGUAAAGAAGAGACCUGUUGUCUACUUCUGAGUGCAUUGCACAAUGCCUGCAAGACAAACUGCUGUACUCUGAUAACUUGAAUUUCAGUGUGUCAAGUGUUACAGACCUGUGUAUGGUUCACAUAUGAGUAUGUUUGGAUAGAUACAGUAGGACUUGGUUUUGUGAGCCCAGGUGAUGGGAUAAAGUAUUACUCUGCUCUUCUGUAAUUGCUUAUUGUUUAGAUUUAAAUCUGGACAAGUUAUGGUAUGAAUUUCAGCACUCCUCAAAGUGGGGUUAAAUGAGUAAGAGGAAACAGCCUUUUGCCAGAGGUACUGAACAGACAGAAAUAAUUACAGCUCCAGUUGAAUCAGUGGAAGUUGUGAGUAUUUGGAGCGUGUGAAAAUGGAACCCAUAGUGUCCCCGAGUUUACAAGGAAAGAUAGAUAUACUUGAAAUACUUUUCUGAGCUACAAUUCCUGAAAAGGCCUUUGUGUAAUUUUUAAAUGUACAGUUUCAAGGACAGUGGAUGAUGGUGGGAAAGGAAAAGGAAAGGUGAGGUUAGAUAGGAUACAUCCUAAACAUCAUCAUCUUCCAUCAUGUUGCCAAGCUUAAUAAAUUUAUAUAAUUCUAAUAGGUGCAAACUGGGGGUACAUUUAGCACUUUAUGCAAAACUGUGUAGUUUUGCACACUCUUAAUAAUUUACAACUGCACAUGUAAUUUUAGUGACUUGAUAGGUUGAAUGCCAGCAAUUCUUGUAUUUUUAAAAUUUAUUGCUUAAGUACAGUUAGGAUGCUAUAGAUAAUUGCUACUAACAAUAUUAUCAGGUGCCUUUCUGUGUAUUAUAAGGCUGUGUGGGUUUUGUCUGUGUGGGGCUUUUUUGGCUUUUUUUUUUUUUUUUUAUUAUUAUUUUGUUUGUGUCUGUCUUCCUCCUUUUACCUAGAGAAAUGUAAUGUGAUUUAAGUCGGUUUUUGGUUAAAAUUGUGUUAAGUGAAACUUGUAGCAAUUCCAGUGCUAGACCUCAGGGAUCUGCUCAGCCCAUCAGCUGUGUGUUAGAAGUCAUGCCAACAUGAAGGCAUGUGUGAUAGAUGAGUCAGGCCCUGGUUUGGUUUUGCUCUACAUUGCUUUAAGAAUGAAUAUAUAUAUAUAUUUUAGAACAUGUGUGUAUAUUUCAUAUCAUAUGUGGAUCCUAAAAUGGUCUGUAUAGUACUUUCUUUUAUUGCUAAAGUUAUUACUAAAAUAUUUGUAUAUAAAUAGCUUUUUCUAAAAGUCUAGUUGAUUUAGUCAGCCAUUCUGUAACCUAGAGUCCCAUGACAUAUCUGCACAGAGAUUAAUUUUGGAAUGUCCUUCAAGACAGGGAGUUGUGAGAAUGACUUCUUUAGGUCCUCUUUGGUUCUGUUUUCUGCGAUUCUGAGAAUGAGGCUGAUUUUAGUUUUCUGUGUGACUGCAUUUCUACUGUGGAUUCAGGGAGAAAACCACCCACUUUUUGCAGAUAGUAUUUUAAUACAUAUCGUGGGGAGAGAUGGUGUUGCUUUCCUUGAAGAGAAAAUGGCGUGUGACUUGUCCUACCCUUGGAUCUCUGACUCCAGUCCUUCUCCCAGGUAUUGACAGUCAGCUGCAAGUCCAUUGCAGUGCUCUUAAACAUGUUCCCAAGGCUUGAGCCACUGCAGUUCUUUUCCUUUCUUAUAGCUGCAGGAGUUCCCUGCUGGUGGGCACUUACUGCCCUCCUGGUACACACUGGCACUCAGAGUAUCCUCCUGCAUCCUUCAGGCUGGGGCUGGGACUGUGUGGAUCCAAGUGCAGCUGGUCUGUGUGGCACUGCAGCGCUCCCUGGCUGUGAGGGGGGUCUGUAAACCCAGUGCAAAGCUUGGGCUCAAACACCACGCUGAUGGCACAGUGCUGUAACAGAUCCAAGCUUUAAUGGACCCAAGGAAGUUCAGUGCUGUAGUGAGAAGUCCCAGCUGUCCACACGGGAUUAAAAGUCUAAAGCUUGGAUUGCUUUACUCAAAGACACGUAUCAGAAGGUAUCUCUCCCAAGUGAGAGAGCAGAAAUCCUGUCCUCUAGCCAAGACUGCACCUUGUGAUCCAGCUUUUACAAGGAGCUGCUGUCUGUGGGGAGGGAGUGAUCACAAAGGCAGCCUCCUCCCCAGGGUGUGGGAGUCACUUCUGCCCCAGGAAUGUUUGUGCUUCUCAUCUGUUUCCCUGAGUGCAAGGGAGAGGCUGUGUGUGUGUGUGUUAAGAUAUGUCAGACCUUAGAGGAAGCUGAAGCUUUUGCAUCUGCAUCUCACCCCUCUCUGAACAUUCUGCUAACCUGGGAUGGAGUCUCUGGCUUACUGUCCAGCUGAGCAUCCUCCUCGAGCACUUGCUGCUGCAUUGUGCUGUAACUCAUCAUGCUUGUUUUUAUCAGCAAGCAUGGCAAUAAAACGAUCACUUUUUUCUACAAAUCACAAUCCUGCAUGAAGGAGCAGGGUAAGCCCUUCUUUCAGAAAUACAGUUCCUGUUACAGGUUCACAUAGAUCCUCUUUUGGGGGUUGCGUUUUUAACACGCUUCCAAAGCUGGAGAUCAUCUGAGUAUUUUGGGCUCUACCACACUCGUGUCAGGAAGUUGCUCUUUGUGUCUCUGUGUACCUGAGGCUGCAGCUUGGGGCAGACUUAACUUGCUAACUCAAUUGGCUAAAUAAACUCUUUCGUGAACCUUGCAUGGAACUAGGAAAGCUGGCAGAAUUAUUCAUAUUCAUUACUGUUUCCAUAUAAAUGUACUUCGGUUCUCUCAGAUACUGUCUUGAGUGACCAAACUCCCAGUGUUUUCCUAGUUGUUUUGUUCAGUCCAAUAACCAGCUGUAAAAUUCUUUUCUUGACAGCCUGAUUUUGCUCUUUGAAUUCAUCCUGGAAGUGGUUCACUGUGUAUUAUCUUAAUUUUUUUCUUCUUGCUGUUCAUUGUCAGCUGAUGUCAGCAGAGCACAAUGGCAUGAUUAGCUUUCAUCCCAAUUUGCUUGUUGAAUUUAGUUUGGUUUUGAAAUACUACACAAUUGUUUAAACUUUGUGUACAGAGAAUUUUCGAAGUUUUCUUGCCUUAGCAACUACAGAAGUCAUCUGUCUAGCUCUUGUCAGUAAACUUGUUGGAAAAAAUGUUAAAAAUUGAUGUUUACCUUAACAUUCUGUUUGGUCUUGGACUGUAAAAUGUAGUUCAUGUCAAAUUGGAUAGCCUUCUCAAAGAAUUUCCUGAGAAUUGACAGCCACCAACAGGACUGCUAAUGUAGUUAAACAAAACUUACACAGAGGUUAAAGGUGCUUUAAAAGAGAAUAUGUGUUUCUGUUUAAAUCAUAUCAAGGUUUCAAGCCUUUCCAAAAUAUAUGUGAACUGACUCAGAAUUCUGAGCAAGAACCUACUGGACAUGUUCAAAUACCCAUGUUUGAGAUGAGGAUUAAAUUGAUGGCCUCAGCUGCAAAUAAGCUUAGGCCAGACUCUGAUUACAAUGUAAUUGCCAAUAUUGUGAAUUUCUUUGGUAUAUGAAAGUAACUGAUUAAUAUCCAAGAUGCAUUUUACAAACUAUAAUGAAUUUUAAGUGAACAGAAGAUAAUUUGAUAAAACAGAAUGGUGAAGAAAAUGCUGGAUGCAUUUAAAACUCUCUUCAUGACAAUAAUGUGUUUUAUUUUUGGUGUUGCUUUUAUUAAUGGGAAGUUGGUAUUUUUAAGUAUUUUUCUACAAAGAUGUGUAUGUGCAAAGGCAGUACUUUAACAUUUUUCAAGAACUUGUAUUUUUAAAUGCUAUAGACCAGAGACUGUCUACAUUUGGACUGAAGUUAGUAGCUUUAAAAAAUGCAAUGUAAGCUUUAAUUUUUAUAUUGUAAUAAUAACUUGCUGACAACUUGUUUACAUAUUUGUAGGAGGGAAGGCUUUGUUAUGCAUUGACUUAUCUUGAUGCUCUCUUUAAUAAAUGCUGCUUUGAGCAGGA